GUAAUCUUUAUUAUUUUGCUAAUUUCAAAUCCUAAUGUACUAACACCCCGCAAUGUCUUUUCGACAAUAUUCAGCUCAUAAUGAGUUGGUAAGUAAAAGUAUUUUUGAAGCAGCUUGGGAGGCAUGGAACAAGCAGGACUGGAAAAAUUGCAAUUAGCAAAAGUUAUUGGAGAAGUAGAUGAACAAGGAAAUGGCCUAAUUGCACUGUAUGGUCUAAGCGGUCAUAGGUAUAAAGUUAAUUAUAACGCUUUAUCUGGAGUUGUAAGUUUAUAUUUUAAUAUUGUAGCGUGUGAUCCAAAAACAAUGUUUCUAAAGUAAACAUGACCGACAGAAUUGUGAAUAAUCCGUCAUGCGUGAUUUUUCCAUGGUUUAGAAACAUUUUUAUAUUUAACAUAACAUAUAAACGGUUUAUUUUUAAAUGCACUUAUAUUUUACAGGCUUACAUUAUUGGGGCGAAAACUGGAAAAGUUUUGUAUGUUUUUUUUUAAAAGUAAGUUUUGUCCUAUCUGUGCUCGAGCUUUAACUAAAAACAUAAAAGCUGCAACUCAUAAAUGUUCAAAAAAUUGGGAUGGUUGGUCGACUUCUAUGGAAUCGGAACUAAUUUUAAAAGGAUUCCGUAAUAGUAUAAAAAUGCACAAAUUAAAGUAUGUAAAAAUUAUUGGCGAUGGAGACAGCAGUGUUUACCAAAAAAUUUGCUUAGAGAGACCCUACGAAAAAACAAUGGUCCGCAAAGUAGAAUGCAUAAACCAUCUUUUCAGGAAUUAUUACACAAAUUUGCGUGAUCUUGCGGAAAAAAAUACAGUUCAAAAAAAAAAAAAAAAAUAGUAAGUCAAGGACUAAAAAAAGAUAAAAUAACUAAUUUAAAUAAAAUUUAUGACUUUUACUAAUUUAUAAAAUAAAAUAAACAAGAAAAAAAAAAAAGAAAACCAAUUUGCUAUUAUUUAUAGAUUCUACACAAAAAUAAUUCAUUUUAAUGUAUACGGACAAUUAGUUUAACAGAAUUGUCACUUAUUUAAAAUUUCAAAAAUAAUAGCAGUCGGUUGACCAAAAUAUGAACUAUGAUUGGUGGAUUUCAUUUUUUUGCAGUGUUCUCACUGCCUAGAAUGGCUAUGAAAUAUAUUCGUUCAGCUGAACACAAUAGCAUACUUUUUCGUUUAGUAGCCUGUGCGUAGAUAAGCUAGUGUCCAUGUGGGUGUAGAAAAAUGUAUUUUUCCUCAGUAACAAAGGGCUAUUAUUUAAGUUGUACUUGGGUAGACUUAUUGGAAUAUUAGGGACCCCAUUGACAGAGAUAAAAUUUAUUAAAAUCGAUUUAACAUUUUAUUAAAACAGUUUCAUUUGCAAAUUUGCAUACAUUCUUCUCUUUUUCCUAUAAAAAAUUUUCGUAUUUCAAGUUCGCUGCGCUUUCUGAAAUCUAAUCAUUCUGGAAGAAUACAUUCAAAAUAAAGUAUUUCCAACUUCAAAUAGCUACCAUCUCAUACAUUUAAAUUUAU
Messenger RNA from Psylliodes chrysocephalus, 1490 nucleotides. The record is from the annotation of a GenBank genome assembly. NCBI's taxonomy places the organism in Eukaryota, Metazoa, Arthropoda, Insecta, Coleoptera, Chrysomelidae.